GGAUGGAUGGAGGGAUGGACGGAUGGAGGGACGGAUGGAGCGGCGGCGGCCGGGCCGGGCUGGGCCCGCGGAGGGUGGAGAUUUCUUGCCCUGGGAGUGAGCUGAAUGGGGCUCCCUUAGACAAAGGGUCCCAGUCAGCAUUCCAGGCUCCAGACGCGUCCAGGGACUUUUCAUUCUUUGUCUGAAAGGGCAGCGGUGCCGUUCCCAUUAGAGCGAUGCCUGACGGAGCCGGUGCCUCCGGCGAGCGAGAAGCUGCGGCAACCGAUCGGCUUUCAAAUCACCUUCAAACCUCGAUUUCCUCAACAUGAUCCCUCCAUCGGCCCAGUCUCCGAGGCACAGCCGGGGGGCUUUGCCGGGAGAAGAAUAACCCGGUGACAGCCAGCGCUGGAAAAGCCCCGGGCACGACGAGGGGGCUCAAAAUCCACCUUUCCCAGCACUCCAGGACUUUUUAGACUCGGGCAGUAGCUUUGCACGGCCUCACCCUGCAGCCCUCACUGUGAUUUCGGGGCACCCAUCUGCUCCCUAGGAUCCAGCACCAAUCCAGAGGGGGUGAAGCCCCCCUUGGAGCGUCCCUGGGGCCGAAGAGCAGCUUCCCCGCGGCGCCGGCUGCCGGGGGAGGGAUGAAGACGCUAUGGCCAAGCUAUUAGUAAAACUCCAGCGGUACUUUCGGCGGAAACCCGUGCGGUUCUUCACGCUGCUGGCUCUGUACCUGGCGGCCGGCAGCUUGGUUUUCCUGCACUCCGGCUUUUCCGGGGAGCCCACGGUCCCGGGGAGCCCCCGCAGCCCCGCGGGGGGCGAGGGGCCGGGGCUGCCCUACCUGGGGGUGAUGCAGCUGAGCCGCGGCUUCAGGGCAGCGGCCACGAUCCCGGGGAGGGUCCGGCGACACGGCCCCUGGUUCAAAAGCACCUCCAAGGAACCGGCGGAGAGGGGAAAAGCCAGGGACAACGGCGGCACCCGGAGCCGGGCACUCAGGGGCAGGAGCGGCCGCGAGAAGGAGGAGGACAGAGGCAGCCGUACACAGCUGGAGCUGUACACUCCCAUGGAAUUCGGGUGGCUGGGAGCUGCCAUCCUGUCAGCGCGAUACAUCGGCUGCUACGUGGACAACACUCGCCAGCGGACCCUGCGUGGGAUGUCCUUCUUCGACUACAAGAAGAUGACAGUCUUCCGUUGCCAGGACAACUGUGCCGAGCGGGGGUACCUCUAUGCGGGACUGGAAUUUGGCGCCGAGUGCUACUGUGGGCACAAGAUCCAGGCGUCGAACGCCAGCGAGUCCGAGUGUAACAUGGAGUGCAAGGGGGAGCGGAGCAACACCUGUGGUGGGAUCAACCGCCUCUCCAUCUACCGCCUGGAGCUGGCCCAGGAAUCCGCCAGGAGAUAUGGCAGUGCCAUAUUCCGGGGGUGCUUCCGCCGGCCGGACAACGUGUCCAUCGCCCUGCCCGCCAGCCAGCUCAUGCUCAACAUGUCUGUGGACAAGUGUGUGGACUUCUGCACUGAGAAGGAAUACCCGCUGUCAGCCCUGGCAGGGACCUCGUGCCACUGUGGAUUCCCCACGACGCUGUUCCCGCUGCACGAGCGCGAGGACGAGCAGCUCUGUGCCCAGAAGUGCCCUGGGGAGGAGUUCGAGAGCUGCGGCACCGCCGACUUCCUCCUGGUCUACCAGACCCAGGUGCAAGACAACCGUUGCAUGGACAGGAGGUUUCUCCCCAGCCGAGCCAAGCAGCUGGUGGCCCUGGCCAGCUUCCCUGGAGCUGGCAACACCUGGGCACGGCACCUGAUCGAGUUGGCCACCGGCUUCUACACCGGCAGCUACUACUUUGAUGGGUCUCUCUAUAACAAAGGAUUCAAGGGCGAGCGGGACCACUGGCGCAGCGGGAGGACGAUUUGCAUCAAGACCCACGAGAGUGGCCAGAAGGAGAUCGAGUCCUUCGACUCUGCCAUCCUGCUCAUCAGGAACCCCUACAAGGCCCUGAUGGCCGAGUUCAACCGCAAGUACGGGGGACACAUCGGCUUCGCCGCUCACGCCCACUGGAAGGGCAAAGAGUGGCCAGAGUUCGUGGCCAACUACGCGCCGUGGUGGGCGACCCACACCCUCGACUGGCUGCGCUACGGCAAGAAGGUGCUGGUGGUGCACUUUGAGGACCUGAAACGGGACCUCUUCGUGCAGCUGCAGCGGAUGGUGGGGCUGCUGGGCAUCACUGCCUGCGAGGACAGGCUGCUCUGCGUCGAGGGCCAGAAGGACGGCAACUUCAAGCGAUCCGGCUUGAGGAAACUGGAGUAUGACCCCUACACCCCCGAGAUGAGGAAGAUGAUCAGUGGCUACAUCAAAACAGUGGACACGGCUCUGAAGCUCCGGAACCUGUCGGGAGUCCCAGACGAUUAUUACCCGAGAUGAUGGUGAUGACGGCGGGGGGACCUGACCCUGCUCCCGGCCUCUGCCUAAUUCCACCCAGUGGGUGGCUCUGCUUUUAAUUCUCCAUCUGCUGCUAUAGCUGUUGAUCAACUCCCUGCAUGAGCGACGAGUGGUCCCCAGCCAGUGCUGAGCUUGUUUGGCCACCACAGACCCCGGCAAGGCGGCAGCGCCGAGGGGACACGGGUGCCUUCACCACCACAGGGUUCCUGCUCCAUCCCACUCCUGUUCCAGCUGCCACAGCCCUCCUUGGAAGUGCAAUGGGUUUUAUCUGUGGUCCUUGGAAGUGCCCUGGGUUGUUUGUGGUCUCCUUGGGCUGGCUCAGGGACACAGGCCGUGCCUGAUGGACCCGGUGCCGCUGGAGCUGAGCUCCGAGGGGUGGGUAUCCCCAAACUCCCCUCACUCCAUGGCCAGCCCUGGGAGGCAUCUGCUUGUCCCUGGAUGGAAUCCAUCAGCCUUAAGCCAAGGGGUGGUAUUGUGUGGGUGUUGCUCCCACGGAUCCCAUCAUUCCAGGUGGGAAUCAGGAAGGCUGUGCUGGGGAGAGUAAUGUCCCCAAACAAGGUGGCUGUGCCCCCAUGAGCCAGCCCUUGGCUCCCUUGGCUCCCUGGAGCAAGGCUGCAUUCCCCAGUGCUGCCCUAGCACCAGGCAACAUUGCUGGUCCAGCCCUGGAGGAGUCCAUGACCCCCACCUGGGUGGCUACAGGUGGGAUCUCCCCCCUCCACGGGGAUGAUGCUCAAGAGGGGGACGUUGGCCCUAGACAGAAGAGCUUUUGCAACCCAGGAGCUCAUCUGUGCCUCAUUUCAGGAGCUCAUAAGCCAGAACAGCCCCCCAGCAGCAGUUUUGGGGGCCAGGAGCUGCAGUGGGGAGCAAACCCUGGGGCUGAGCUUUGGGGGGGCUGAGCCCCCCUGAGCCCCAACCCAAACCAAAGGAUCCUGUGGGCACAGGAAGGUGCCGUUUCCAGGCUGGCUUUGUGCAGAGCUGCAUGUGAUCCCCAGCCAUCCCCUCAUCCCACGCUGCCCUCCCAGCCUGCCCCUGUCCUGGCUUUGCCCCAAACAAGCUCCCCCAAUAUUCCCAACCUGUGAGUUCCCUUUGGAUGUAGGUGCAAAAGCCAUAUAUUGUACGCAGCCUUUUCUAGAUUAGAUGUUGAACAAUUGGCUUUUAACUCUUGAUCUUGAUAGAAACACAGGCACAGGUCAAAUCGAGACACACCACUCGAUCUAUAUUUAAAGAGAGAAGAAAAUUCCAUGGAGAAAAAGGAGAAUUUAAAUAAAAAUAUAUUUUUCUAAUGUGCUUGAGGAGCAAACACGGGCUGGGAGGCUCCUGCUCCCUGUUUCUUUUGCACGGAGGUGGGUGAAUGUGUUCAGAGGGAGCAGCUGCCCUGGUUUUAACUCUUCCCUUGACAAAUGGCUGGAGGCUUUUUGGGAAUGGAGCUGAGCCCACGCUCCUUCACUCACGGCAGCCCUGGGGCCGUUUACCUCGGUCAGAACAAAUCCUCAGGUCAAUCCAGCUAUUAAAGGAGAGACUUUGUUGCUA
Molecule: messenger RNA, 3940 nt
Organism: Lepidothrix coronata (blue-crowned manakin)
Lineage: Eukaryota; Metazoa; Chordata; Aves; Passeriformes; Pipridae
Gene: WSCD2
Product: WSC domain containing 2
Exons: 10
Coding region: 632-2392 (586 amino acids)
Source: RefSeq, a predicted model, not a curated record